CAUACUACUUACAUAAGCAGUUUUAAACUCUCUGUUUGUGCGUAGGUUGAAAAUGCUUGCUACAAGUAAUGCUGGUUGCAAGCUUGCUUGCUACCGGCGUGCGUCAAUUUGCCACGUUCCGCCGAUGCUGCAGUCGAACGGUUUGAGAACAUGUUCGCUUUACAGUAAAAAUGUUAACAGCCCUAUUGGAAACAGCGCUCCGAACACCUUUGUGAGCCAGCAGAACCAGCAGGCUUCGCGCAGCGGCUUCACGCGGCGUACGCGCCAGACCGUUGUCGCAUCUGCAUCAGCAGCUUCGAGCGCUGGCGUCGACAAGGCAGUUGCUGAUGCCCUGAUAGAUCUCCGGGGAAAGACCCUGCAAGUUAAGCAGCAGUCCUGGCCAUACGCCGAGGUCGAGAUUCCGCUGGAGCAUGUGCUUCGCCAUCCUGACAGCUAUUGGGCACAAUCAGCCGUCGAGCAGGUUCGGUGUCUUGCUGGCAUCGAGCUUACUCAUACCGAGAACGAAGUAGCAGACGCAGUGAAAGCGGCGAUGGCUGAUGUGGGCGAAAUUUGUUUGGAGGAGCAUAGCACGGACAGCACCAGCCUAGCCAUUGCCGCCCACAUCGCCCAUCACCACACCCUCUGUGGCGCACCGCUGCCAGCUGAGGCCACCCUGUCCUGGCUGCGGGACAAGGUCCUGACAGGUUACGGCCUGCCGGACCCAACCGAUCUGCAAAUCGACAUGGGAAGGGCGCCUGUAGACGGUAUUGCGCCGCUGCUUCGCAUUCAUUACGAGGCGGCUGCGGAGCUGGCUGCAAAGGAGAUUAAGCAGGCCCUGCCCUCUCAGCUGCUGUUUUACGAGGAGAAAGCGUUCUUCGUGCUUGUGCUUGGGGAUGGCGGAUCUCGGUUUAACGCGGUCCGGCUAUCAGAACCACCCGAGUCUGGAUCAAGGCGUCUUGUAACCGCGUGUGGCUCCGAAAUCCUGGUUCCUGACAGCGAAAUCGCAUCAGAGCUGCGGCAGCAGGUAGCAGAGUCCCUUCGCGCCAUCCUGCCCGGUUUUAAAGUAGAAUGGCGCAAGUUUGAGACCAAGACCGGUGGGCCCUCGGCGGCCCCGGUGCCGCUCCAUGUCCUGGUGGUGAGCCUGGGAACGGAUGUCAGGCGAGCGGCAGCGGCCCAGAAGCCGGAGGAGCGCUAGCAGGAAACAAAGCGCUUGGUCGACGGGAACUACGGGAGCGGGACCUUGCAUGGGCUCGAGUUGCUGCCCUGGGGAGGGGAAGAGCACCCAACGAGCAGCUGUGGGUUACGGUGGCGUGGAGGGACAAGGGAGGCAUGGCAGGGAUUAGGUAAACUGGGCCGCGGACCUGACUGUAGUAUAUCGGAGGAUGAUGGUGUCACAGAUGUGGAGGGAUACGACAUGGGGCAAACGGCAUCGGACCCGGUUCGAACACGUAGGGCAAGUAGGGCAAAGGCGCUGGGGUUUAGGGCGGUAGGCAGCCAAAAGACAGGUUUGGCCAUAUCGUCACUGCGACGAUGGCGUUGAUGAGGCUUGGAAUCAAGGGUUAGGCUAUCUUGUGCGGAUUGCUGGCUACUGCGGUAGCCAGCAGUGACGAUGCAGGAAGAAAAGGAAGAUGGGGUGGUCAGUGGUUCGUUGUUAAUCUUGAGCCGUUUCUCGGCCGUAGGGUAACUACACCCAUGCUAUUGCUGUCUGCUGGUUUAUUUGUCGAGGAUGGUAACGGCAAACAACGCAUGGAGUUAGGUGCAGACGCGUUAGGCGUUAGGAUGUGUAAUCUGGAAGCCGUAUGGGUUGCAUGUUCUUGUACGGCACUGUACUGCUAAUGCUAGCAAUGGAAUGGUAGCAUCGCCGCAAGACACACCGUAGCACAGAAGCAUCAUGCUAUUGGCAGGAGCGCAGGACACGCAUGUCCUGACCAGGCUGAAGAAGCAGGUCCGCUUAGUCUAGUAUGACCCGUGGGUCAGUGUAAAAGGUCCGUCGAGGGGAAGCACGACCAGCGAUGAGAAUGACGGCAAUGGACCGGUAGGAAGACCGAGCGCUUGGGACACAGAACCAUUGGCUUAGGCCGCACUUGGAAAGGUAUAAGG
Astrephomene gubernaculifera is the source of this 2079-nucleotide messenger RNA. NCBI's taxonomy places the organism in Eukaryota, Viridiplantae, Chlorophyta, Chlorophyceae, Chlamydomonadales, Astrephomenaceae. The record is from the annotation of a GenBank genome assembly.